UUGAACGUCGCUCAACCGCUCUCUAAACCUCUCUCGCUCUUCACAGCCUUGUCAACAUGGGCAGCGCCGCAUCCAGCGAAGCCAAGACCGCAAUGGAGGGCAAGACCCCUGAGGAGAUCGCAGCAGCCUUGAAGGAGUUGCCCCCAGAUCAGUUGGCCAAGAUCAAGGCUUGUGUGGAGAAGAAGGAUCCAUGCCCAGGACCUGUGGAUUGCAGCAGCAUCACAGUCGUGGCCAAGGACUACAAGGGAAUGUUGGAGCAACCUUCAGCACCAAAGUUCAAGGGUGCGCUCGCUCAAAUCUAUGUGCGAAGCCAGCCCUAUGGAGGUUCGGACAAGAGCAACAAUGGCCAUCGAUAUGACUCCAUUCCGAUCGUGAACGGUAUGAUUUCUGCGGGAAUGAGCUGCCAGUUGAUCCAUUACACCCAUGAGGAGCACGACAAGUUCUUUGAACUUUGCAAGCAGUUUGACUUCAUCAUUGUGCGCUGCAAUCCAGGACAGAUCAAGGCUGACGGCGGAGACCAGCAGAAAUUUGAUGACGGCAUGAGAGCUAUGAGGAAGGCCGGCAAGCAGGUUUGGCCAUCUCCCGAUGUCAUGGAGAAGAUGGGCGCCAAGGAUGCUCUUUGCAAGGUUGCAACUAUGAACAUUGGUUUGGAGGACACAUUGGCGUAUUACUCUCCUGAAGAGUUUGCCGCUGGUUUCAAAAAAACUAUGGCAUUCCAGCCGCGCGUCAUCAAGCAAAAUCGCGGCUCUUCUGGAGAGGGCAUUUGGAUUAUCAAGCUCAAAGAGGAGAACUAUUGCAAGGAGUAUGGAGAGAGGAUCUGUGAGGACGGUGAGAAGUUGAUGCUCAUGGAGGCCAACGACAACCACGAAGAGGAGCGAGUGGGCGGGUGCGGUCAUCAUGGGAGCUCGAUUCUACGGAAGUUUGUUUGUGUUUUGUCACUAGCUAUUCAUUCUUUCUCUUUCCUUCCUUUCCUUCCUUUCCUUCCUUUCCUUCCUUUCCUUCCUUUCCUUCCUUUCCUUCCUUUCCUUCCUUUCCUUCCUUUCCUUCCUUUCCUUCCUUUCCUUCCUUUCCUUCCUUUCCUUCUUGUCCUUUCUUUCCUUCCUUUUUCCUUUCUUUCCUUUCUUUUUUUCUUGCCUUGCCUUUUCUUUCCAUUCUUUUCUUUCUUUCCUUGCUUUCCUUUCUUCCAUCUUUUCUUUCUGUCUUUCUUUCUUUCUUGCCUUUUUCUUUGUCUUUCUUGGCCUGCCAGGUCUCUGCAUUUUGUGUUUUCUCCCUUCUUCUUCUCUUCCUCCCUUCCUCUCCAGACGCCAGACCCCUUUUUUUAUCUGCAAAGUUCCUUCACUUUCUUAGAAAGAUUGCCCCCAAGCGUGAGCUGCCCUUUGAAAAGGUGGCAACUAAACUUGUUGCCCUGCAGAUGA
Molecule: messenger RNA, 1415 nt
Organism: Cladocopium goreaui
Lineage: Eukaryota; Dinophyceae; Suessiales; Symbiodiniaceae
Source: the annotation of a GenBank genome assembly